AUGUCGCGCUUCCAGUUGGUUUGUCCUUUUUCUCUUCUAAGGUUUCUUUCCUUAGCUGAAGAAGUUUGUUCCCUUUCUCGCGUCGUUCACUCGACAGGCAAGCGCACCAGCCGUAAGAUCCUGAAUUUUUAUUUUGUUUUCCCAAAUCAUAACUUUCUUAAACUAGCCUUCUGACCUUUUGUCUAGCAAUGACUCUCGGUAUGGUUUUGAAAGGGUACAUGACUGUAGAUAUAUCUAAAGGAAAUAUUCUCCGCAUUGAUGGACUUUAUUUUGGAACUCUUCAUGUAUUAUAUGUAGAGUUUCAAAAUAAAGUCCAUCAACGCGGAGAACAUUUUAUUUAGACAUAUCUACAGAUAUGCGGCACACUCUGUAUUGAUUUUGCCGCAGGAGACAACUGACAGGAGAAUUAGGAGUUGUAUAAAUCUCCGCUUCUGAUGCCUUCCCCCGUCGACCUUUCUUAUUCGUAGUGUGAUGCCGGUUGGCGAGCUGUCUCUGCGACAUUCCAAUCUAUUUAGUGAGUCUUGGAUGCACAUGCAUCAUCCUGCAGGAUGAUAUUGUCCUGCUACAUCGUGCCCGUUUUGCCUUUGAAACCGUUGAUUCCAAGUCUCUACUUGUCUAUUUAUGUCCUACUUCAUGAAGCGUCGUCAACGUUUCACCAGAUACCUAGAAACCAUCGUCUUAGAAAGGGUAGUCCAGGUUAACAGCAAACUGUUCAAGAAGUGUCGGCAUUUUACUCGUUAGGCACGGGGGGUCUAUCAACUGUUUACUUCCAGAAAUGCAGGUCGUCCUGCUCAUAUCGGGACAAUACCAUAUGGUCGGUUUUGUGCACGCUUUAUUAUAUCCAGCGUGUUACGGGAGCGUCUCAAGUGGAUGAUGUUCAUUGCCUCUUCGACCCUCCACUUAGCGGCACGAUGUUUGCAAACGCAGUAUUCAACUUUAUAGCAAACAUGGUAGCCAAACAAGUGCUAAUUGUGCCAUCCUGCAUAUGCGAACAAAGUAACGUUUUCCAGAUUGCUACAUACUUGGUCCCUCAACCAGGCUUCUUGUGAUAUAUGACUGCCCGACACGUCUGCUUCCUAGGUGAAGAGUCCAUCCUCUAUGCUCAUAUUUGGUUGCGAGAUUAAACUUUUUGUUUUCCUGUACUGGUAGGCGAGUUUGCCUAUGUUUGUCUCUAGUCGACGAAUUUAUUUGCUAAAUUUUUUUGGUACCAGAAGCCAUGGAAGGCCAUGAGACUCAAUCAUGUUGCAAUUGCCGUUCCCAACCUUGAGAAGGCAUCUGCAUUCUACAGGGAUGUUAUAGGGGCCAAAGUUAGCGCUCCGGAAGUAAGUUGUACUUGUUGCUAACCAUUAAUUCUAACAAUCUGUUCGUUAUUUGUCUUGUUCAUGAUAAACGAAUAUAUCCGAGAGGAAUUUUAUUUAAAUACAACCUUUGUUUGUUCUGAAUGAGGUCCCUUAUUUGAGUACUUUCUGGAUAAAGACGGUAAAGUAAGGAAUCGAGGUCUUCUAACGAUGCGAUUCCUGGUUUUCUGUUUUUAAAAAAAUUUAUGCCUUUUUAUGCAUCUAUAUUACGUAGAUAUUUGGCGAAGCACAGGCCUUUGCCACCCUCUUAGCGUUUUUUGUCCAUAUUCUCCUGCUGAUCAACGAAUCAUUGUGUAAAUCAGUAAGGAAAUGCAUUCAUGAAGCUCCUAACAAACCGGCCUGCAUUUGGCUGAGUCUCCUCUCUUCAUCCUUUGAUAUUUUAUCUCCCUAAUCCACGGUUGACAGACCGGACUCUUAACUGGCCUGCUAUACAUUUUCUGAAUCACUGUGGCACUUCCUACGCCCUUCAUCUUUCACCUUUAAGCACUUUACGCGUUUUUCCCGUAUAAUUUUGACUUUAGUUUUCAUAAUCUUUUGCAUAUCUAUUUUCUUCGCGUCAUCAUUUUACAAGAGUGGAGGCGUAUCCCGUUUUAUUUGACUGUAUUAUUAAGACGUGAAAUUUCUUUUAUUUUAAAUGACUGAUUAAGUUUUCUGGCGUCUUUCUUUAGCCGCAACCAGAGCAUGGAGUCUAUACUGUUUUCGUUCAACUAGACAACACUAAAUUAGAGGUAGGUUCCCAUGUCACCGCUCACCUUGUGUUUCCGAAGCUUCUGUCACCACUCGGCGACAAGAGCCCGAUCAAGGGAUUCCUCGAGAAGAACAAGGCUGGCGGUAUUCAUCAUAUCUGUCUUGACGUAAGUCCUAGAGCAUUUCACGAACAAUUAUUUUUUCAGCCUCAGAAUUGGACUUAUGUGCCCAGGAUUUCCCACCAACGCUCUUAUGCGUUCUCUAGCGGGUCUAUCUAAUUGGGACUGGGGUUUUUGUUGGACAAACAUAAGAAGUUAAGAAUCUACGCCUUAAGACUCGAGCAGUCGCUGACAGGCGCAUUUAAGUUAAGUUUAAGAAUUGAAGUACGACUUUUCAUGUUACCGGGGUAUCCUUGUUUUGUUACUUAGUGUUGGCUACUUGCAUUAGUCCUUUAAAGGACGACUAUCCCAUUCCCAUCUGAAGCAAAGUUUUUAGCACUGCACCUACGCUAUGCGUCCUUUAUUGCCGCGUACUCAGUAGGUAACCAAACAAGCGGCCUGCCACCUAGUUGACUGGAAUUCAUGGUUAGACCGUUCAUUUCGGAUAAUAACUAAAUAUUCACAACGAACAAUAUUGUCAACACAGGCAGAAACAGGCUUAUUUUGGAAAAUCACUGAUAGUCGGAGUGAAAAUCCUCGCCAUGCAACAUUUCAGGCAGGCACGACAUUACUCUAGACUGGAUAACAAGUUCAGGUCUCGCGCUGCGUUCUAACGCAUAUUCGCCCCACUUUUCUUAAUCUGGGUUUUUGGAGUUCGUGGGUGAUGACCACCUCCGCUCAUUAAAGUUCGUGCAUUGAUUCCUGUAAGUGGCGGCUGUAAACAAGUCCUAACCUGUAAGAGGCCCGGAUUUAUGCAAACUGUUAAUCUCAUCAAUUGGUUUUCGUGUCACUGGGACUAGGUUUCAGACAUCAAGGCCGCCAUCAAGGACCUUGGCGCCAAGAACGUGCGAACCCUGGGCAAUGAGCCGAAGACCGGAGCUCACGGCUACCCAGUCAUCUUUUUGCACCCGAAGGAUGCCAGCGGAGUUCUCACUGAACUGGAAGAGCCCGACGAAGCAUGGAAGAAGGCGCAUCAGAAGAAAUAG
Molecule: messenger RNA, 3189 nt
Organism: Spirometra erinaceieuropaei
Lineage: Eukaryota; Metazoa; Platyhelminthes; Cestoda; Diphyllobothriidea; Diphyllobothriidae
Source: the annotation of a GenBank genome assembly